Pochonia chlamydosporia 170 is the source of this 1248-nucleotide messenger RNA. RefSeq names its product acetate and butyrate kinase-like protein. Gene Ontology annotation, biological process: acetate metabolic process; phosphorylation. NCBI's taxonomy places the organism in Eukaryota, Fungi, Ascomycota, Sordariomycetes, Hypocreales, Clavicipitaceae. The transcript has 2 exons. Gene Ontology annotation, molecular function: acetate kinase activity. Bases 1 to 1248 code for a protein of 415 amino acids. The record is from RefSeq and is a predicted model, not a curated record.
AUGAAGAUUAUCCUCUCCAUCAAUGCUGGGUCCAGCUCAGUCAAGAUAUCGGCAUAUUCAGCAGAGAGAAAUGCGAAUCCGCGUCAGAUUGCUGAGGCUCAAGUCAGUGGUCUAACAGCACCACCGGCAAAGUUGAAAUACUCGAGAUACGACAAAACCAUUGUCAAAGACGGACAAGUUAGCCAAAACAUUCAGGGACAAGAUGGCGCUUUCUCGUUUCUCUUGGAGACACUCAUCAAUGACGCCGAGCUGCGAGAAAUCACUUCCAAGAAGGAUCUGUCAAUUGCAUGCCACCGAAUUGUUCACGGCGGUGACUACACUGAGUCACGCACCAUUACGCAAGAUACAUAUCAUCACCUCGAGGAGCUUAGCGAUCUUGCACCAUUACACAAUGGGGCAGCUCUCGGUAUUGUAGAGUCUUGUAUGAAACAGCUCCCUGAGGCUACCAAUAUUGCUUGCUUCGACUCCCAGUUUCAUACGACUAUACCGCCUCAUAUUUGCACAUAUCCAAUCGACCAAGAGAUUGCGGAGAAAAACCGGCUGCGCAAGUAUGGAUUCCACGGCCUAAGCUACGCCUUCAUCACUCGAUCAGUUGCCGAGUUUCUCAACAAAGAUGUCAGUAAACUCAACAUGAUUGCCCUUCAUCUCGGUAGUGGCGCCAGUGCCUGUGCUAUCAAAGCUGGCAAGAGUUGGGAUACGAGCAUGGGAUUGACGCCUUUGGCGGGACUGCCGGGUGCAACUCGAAGUGGUAGCGUUGAUCCUAGUCUCGUCUUUCACUAUGCAAGCGAUGUCGGCAAACUCUCACCCGCUUCUACCGAACACCUUCACAUUUCUAGAGCAGAAGAGAUUCUCAAUAAGCAAAGCGGGUGGAAAGCGCUGACUGGCACGACGGAUUUUGGCAUCAUUGCAGGCUCUGAUGAGCCUAAGCACAAGUUAGCUUUUGACAUUUUCGUCGACCGAGUAUCCGGGUUCGUCGGCAGCUACUACGUCUCUCUCGAGGGCAAGGUCGAUGCACUUGUGUUUGCGGGUGGAAUUGGUGAGAAGAGCGCCCGUUUUCGGGACGAAGUCGUGCGUCGUACGGGGUGUCUGGGAUUUUCCGUUGAUCAAAGGCGUAACUCUGCUGAACCUGCGGGAGUGGUCGAGGAGAUAAGUUCAGAACAAGCACGGCACCGGGUGCUAGUUUGUCAAACGGACGAGCAGCUCGAAAUGGCCAAAGCUGCUACUGACAAGGAUGAGUUAUGGAAGUGA